GUAAUGGCGGCGGCGGGGGCGACGGCGACGGCGACAGCAGCUGCUGCUGUGGAAUGCAAUCUCCGGAUGGGAAUGCCGUUCUUGAACGGUUCGGAUGGUCUGUCUUCGUUGAGAAGUAAGAGUUCAUCAUUCUCGACUCAAACAAGAAGAAGAAGUGAUAGGAAGGUUUCUUUCUUCCCUGUUUUGUCGAUGAAGACCACGGAGAAAGACCAGACUGUUGAUUUGGGGUCUGUCAACGGUGCUUUGAAUCUUUCAAGCAAUACUAAUUUGGGAGGGACAAGGAUAACUAAAAAUGCUCAGAGAAAAACAAAGAUAGUUUGUACGAUUGGUCCAUCUACAUGUACACGUGAAAUGAUAUGGAAAUUGGCUGAAACUGGAAUGAAUGUGGCGCGAUUAAAUAUGUCCCAUGGGGAUCAUGCUUCACACCAAAAAACUAUCGAUCUGGUUAAAGAAUACAAUGCACAAUUUGAAGACAAGGUUAUUGCCAUAAUGCUUGAUACCAAGGGCCCUGAAGUUAGAAGUGGAGAUGUGCCACAACCAAUUUUGCUCAAGGAGGGACAGGAAUUCAAUUUUACUAUUAAAAGAGGAGUCAGCACAGAGAACACUGUUAGUGUAAACUAUGAUGACUUUGUGGACGAUGUUGAGGUUGGCGACAUUCUUUUGGUUGAUGGAGGAAUGAUGUCAUUGGUAGUAAAGUCAAAAACAAAGGAUAUGGUUAAAUGUGAAGUUAUUGAUGGUGGGGAACUCAAAUCAAGGCGUCAUUUAAAUGUUCGAGGAAAAAGUGCCACUCUCCCUUCAAUAACAGAAAAAGAUUGGGAAGAUAUCAAGUUUGGCGUGGACAACAAAGUUGAUUUCUAUGCCGUGUCUUUUGUAAAAGAUGCUGAAGUAGUCUAUGAAUUGAAAAAUUAUCUCAAAAGCUGCAAUGCAGAUAUUCAUGUCAUUGUUAAAAUUGAAAGUGCAGAUUCUAUACCAAAUCUUGAUUCAAUAAUUUCUGCAUGUGAUGGGGCAAUGGUUGCUCGAGGAGACCUUGGAGCUGAACUCCCAAUCGAGGACGUUCCUUUGUUGCAGGAGGAGAUCAUUAGAAAGUGUCAUAGCGUGCAGAAACCAGUCAUAGUAGCGACAAACAUGUUGGAAAGCAUGAUAAAUCAUCCAACUCCAACAAGGGCAGAGGUAUCUGACAUUGCAAUUGCAGUAAGAGAAAGUGCUGAUGCGGUCAUGCUUUCUGGAGAAACUGCGCAUGGGAAGUAUCCAUUGAAAGCAGUCAAAGUAAUGCACACAGUGGCAUUGAGGACUGAAUCAAGUCUGCCAAACAGCACUACUACUCCCAUUCAUUCUACUGCCUUUAAGGUACAGAGCCAUAUGAGUACUAUGUUCGCCUUCCAUGCAACCACAAUGGCAAAUACCCUUGGCACCCCGAUCAUUGUCUUCACAAGAACAGGAUCCAUGGCUGUACUUUUAAGCCAUUUCCGUCCGUCUGCAACAAUCUUUGCCUUCACAAGUGUGGAACGGGUUAAGCAAAGACUGGCACUCUAUCAAGGUGUGAUCCCCAUAUAUAUGAAUUUCUCAGAUGAUGCAGAGGAGACCUUCUCUCGAGCACUAAAUAUUUUGCUGAGUAAAAAUCUGCUGGAGGAGGGAGAGCAUGUCACCAUUGUCCAAAGUGGAUUGCAACCAAUCUGGCGUCAAGAAUCUACACAUCAUAUUCAAGUCCGCAAGGUCAAAGGCGACCUACGUGCUUAGGAAAAGCCUGUUGUUUUCAAUCAAGAUUAAUUUUUGAUUAUAUAUUAGUCAAAUUAAGUAUACAUAUUAACUUACAUGUUACUGUCAUCAAAAUACUUCAUGUUGUCACCAAUUAGAAAGAGAAACAGAGAAAAUCAUGAAUUUGACAAACCAGGAAAUUUUUAGGCAGUUGUGCAAGUUCUUUUAUAAAAUAUGAAUGAAAUGGUUGAU
Molecule: messenger RNA, 1947 nt
Organism: Telopea speciosissima
Lineage: Eukaryota; Viridiplantae; Streptophyta; Magnoliopsida; Proteales; Proteaceae
Product: pyruvate kinase isozyme G, chloroplastic
Exons: 12
Coding region: 4-1737 (577 amino acids)
Biological process (GO): glycolytic process
Cellular component (GO): cytoplasm; chloroplast stroma
Molecular function (GO): potassium ion binding; pyruvate kinase activity; magnesium ion binding
Source: RefSeq, a predicted model, not a curated record